Mesocricetus auratus (golden hamster) is the source of this 2316-nucleotide messenger RNA. Its product is annotated as C-X-C motif chemokine 15. The coding region runs from base 84 to 563 and encodes 159 amino acids. Gene Ontology annotation, molecular function: chemokine activity; CXCR chemokine receptor binding. The transcript has 4 exons. Gene Ontology annotation, cellular component: extracellular region. Lineage: Eukaryota; Metazoa; Chordata; Mammalia; Rodentia; Cricetidae. Gene Ontology annotation, biological process: inflammatory response; cellular response to lipopolysaccharide; antimicrobial humoral immune response mediated by antimicrobial peptide. The record is from RefSeq and is a predicted model, not a curated record.
UCUCAAGUGAAUGAAGCCUGAAAAGUAAGUCCAGCUUCCAUCUGGACUUGUGAAAUGGAGAGUGUGCCACUUUUCAUUCUUCAAUGGGGAGAGUAGAAGAGGAGAGAAAACUUUCAGGGCUGCAGACAGCCUAUAAAAGGCACAGUAGCAGUACCAAUUUUACUAUUCAGACCAGAGUCAAGCCACAGACAGACAUGGCUGCUGUGGGCUGUCUGGCAUUUCUGCUGGUUGUCAUCAGCCUAGGCAUCCUUGCUCAUCCCUGCGGCACUCAGGAGUUACGAUGUCAGUGUAUUCAGAUAUACUCUGACUUUCUUCCUCUUAUGUUCAUCAAAAGUGUCUGGUUGAUUCCUGAGGAUAUCUAUUGCAGCAAAAAAGAAGUCAUAGUAUUGCUGAAAAAUGGGAAUUUAAUUUGUUUGGAUCCUGAGACUGAAUGGGUGAAGGCUCUUAUCAUAAUGAUCAACACAGGCCCCCAACUGAAGAACCACAUAAGAACAGCACAUCCAAUGGAUUCCGAGAGGCUUGGGUACCUUGUUGAAUUGAGACAUCCUCCAGAUAUUUCUUGAAACACGUUCGUGUGGAUUGAGGACUGGAACGAACUCCUCUUUAAUUCAUCCUGGGGGCCUCCAGCAGCUUUUCUGACAUGUUUAUGAGAAGAGUGAUAGGAAUUGAGGUUAUGAAACUAUUUUUAUGUAGUCUCAGAUAGUAGGUGGGGCAUUUCUCCUUUGGACUCAGUCCCUUUCUAGACCCCACUUCUUCUUCCAUCCAUUGUGUCUUUUAGCUUACUUGACUUUGUGGUGAAUGUUCAAAGCUGACUGCUUUCCCUCCUUCUUCGUAUCUUGAUAUUACUUUAAUGGCAUUUUCCUGACUGACAAACCUUUUAUUCUUCAAAAGCCUUGUUACACUCUAGUAUGGGACAUCACAGCGCUGUAUCCUAGGGUAAAGCAUGCCACUUCAUCUUCCGUGUCCCAGACUCAGAGAUUUUCAUUUACUAGAAAAACCUGAAAUGAAAAUAUAUGUUCAGGCUUGGUGGGACAUGCAUGCAGUGCCAGCACACUUGGGAAGUUAAGGCAAGGAGAUCAUGAAUUCAAGGAUAGUCUGGCUUACACAGUCAGUUACAGACUACCUUGGGCUAUAGGAAGACACUGUCUGUGUCUGUCUGUCUGUCUCUCUUUCUCUUACACACACACACACACACACAGAGAGAGAGAGAGAGAGAGAGAGAGAGAGAGAGAGAGAGAGAGAGAGAGAAAUGGGUAAGUAACAAAGCAGAGUUAAUUGCAUAACAUAAUAAUUUAAAAUUUUUAAAUUUACUUUAGAAUUUUUGGGUUUUCUGUGUGUAUGUCUGUUUGUGUGUGUGAAUAUGGGUAUGCAAACUACAAGUCAGUCCUGGACUUCUGUCUUGUUUGAGGCAGGGCCUCUCUGAUGCUUUCUAUUGUAGAUGCCAGGCUAACUGGCCAGUGACAUCCCAGGGAUUCAACUGGUUCUGUAGGAGCACUGGGGGGCUACAGAUGUUUUGGCUUCAUGUGGAUUCUGGAAAUUCAGGCUUAGGUCUUUGAGCUUGAACCACAAGCACUAUGAGUCAUCUGCCAAGGCCAAUAAUUUGUUAUUCACUUGAGUUAACCUCCUAGAUAACACUGCUGAAGACUAUAGUCAAACUAAAUUAGAACCCUAUGGAUAGGAAUAAUGUUAGGAAAUGUUAGACUUCCCACACUUAAGAUGACAAGAACUCCAUUGCAGAUAAGUGAGGUUCUGGGAAACACCAAGCUACAGAUGUGCUCUGAUAAUUUAACUUCUUCCUGGUAGAAAUUCUGCAUAGUCAACACUAAUAAAUACUAAAUGAACAAACAUCCACUUUCUGCUUGUCAUUUCUGAUGAUGGAGUGUGUUAACAGAUGAGGGACAUUAUCUUGGAGCCAAAACAGGAACACUGUGACAAUCAAGGACUGUUUGCAGGCUCUGGGGCCUGUGGCUUUCCUAGCUAGCUCUUGAUGUUUGCCAUUGCCUAGCAGCCUGAGUCCUCUUCUUUUCCUUCAGAUUCUUUCUGUUUUGCUGAUUUGCAUGGUAACUCACUUGCUGUCCCUAAAGUUCCAUGGUUGUAAUUCUUAGAGAAGAUAUUAUUGAUCAUUUUGGUUCAUUUGUAGACCUGUGGCCCAGAGCCUGUGGUCCCAUGGUUCAAAUGAGGCUGUUUGUGGCCUCUUGCUGCAGAACCAAGAAAUGCUUCCCAGAUUCUACAGAUAUAUUGGAUAUUUUUACUAUGAUCUGCAUCUACGAAGGCAAUAAAAAUUAAAGGCAGAUAUUAAUAAAAUGAGAAAACAUA